AUGGAAAUCGAGACGUACAUCCGGGACAAUGUGCCGUGGGCUCGACUGCCGGAGAAUGUUCAGGUUCUACUCGGCGCCUCAAAUCGCGAGUACGACAAGCUUGUGCUCGAGUACAGUGUCCGGAACCAAUUGCGCUAUAAAGGAAAUCUAGUUCGACAAGUGAAAAAGAGCGAAGAAAUGUACUACGAUAUUGUGAUGAAAUAUUCGGAGAGCCAUGUGAUGCUCUUCCCUUACCAUCUCUCCGAUAUCAUCGUCCGCGAGCUGCGCACGACCCCGUUCAGCUAUUACAUAAAUAUAUUUAUGGAGAUGCUGGCCGCAGAGAAAUCGUACGACUCGCUGCCGAAUUUCACGGCCGCUGAUGCAGUGCGGCUGUUGGGGAUUGGGCGCAAUCAAUAUAUUGAUAUUAUGAAUCAAAACAAAUCAAAUCGGCGCCUCUUCCGCCGCAAUAAGCCAAUUCGAGAGCUGUUGCCUCAGAAGCCAGUCAAUAUAAGCAUCGAGCCAUGGUGGCUCGUCUGCCCUGGGAGUAUUCUGGAGGCGGAUGUCAAGAGUUUACCGGCGUUGGAACGAGCCUUGGUAGAUCUACUGCUUGAUGAGGGCCCACAAAUCGCCGCCACCCAAGAUCUUGGUCUGAUCCAGCGACUUUUCAACGCGGGCCUCGUUUAUUUUGAUGUACCAGUCUCCGAAAAUGAUUACGUAUACGUUGCCCCUCUGGACGGUUUCGUGAUGAACCGCGUGCUGGGCGACUACUUCGAGACGUUGCUGUACAAGAUUUUUGUGGCCAUCGACGAUCAGACGACGGUGCACGAGAUCGCCGAAAUGUUGCACAUUGAUUUGCAACUGGUGAAGAACGCGAUAUCCCUGUUCUGUCGGCUUGGUUUUGCCAGGAAGCGUGUCACCGGGAUUGAAGGGAUCCGUAUGCAUUCGUCAUGGGCAACAAGGACAAUUUCCGGUACGACGAUGACAGCUUCAAAUACGCAGGACGACCUCUUGUCGUUGUCAACCGGAUUAGGCGAGCUGUCGGCGGCUUUAACGGGUGAAGAAGAGGAGGAUGAGGAUCGAGCCGUAUCCCCUCGCGAUUCUCAGUCACCGGCUACUAUGUCAGCCCCUCAAACUGCUGAAACGGCCUCCGGGGCCGGAAAGGUGGCUCUUGUUUUUGACUCGACGCUGACCGCCUUCCUGAUGAUGGGCAAUUUGAGCACAGCUUUGAAAGGCCAUGCCGUCACUCUCUUCGAGGUCGGCAAGCUUGGCGAUGACCAAUUGCGCGAUUUUAUGGACCUCCUUGAAAAGGUCAAUCGUUUCGCUGAAGGGGAGGCUGCACGGUAUUCGUUGCAUGCAACCGGACUCCUGGACUUGUUGAAAAAGCUGAAAGGCGCCGGGCAUGAGGUUGACAUGAUUCGUGGUGAGAGUCUGUUAUCGCUCGAUACCCAAAGUCGCACUCGGCUUCUGCACAAGGCUUAUUGCCUUGCGGUGGCGGUGGCUCCAUUAUCAGCUGAUGGAUGUACCCUGCCGCUUUCAUCUUUGCCGUUUCUCGGGCCUCCUAUUCCUGAGGUGUGUUUCUGCUGGUUCCGGCUUUCCAUCUACAACCUCUGCGGAUCCGGGGAAUGCAUCAUCGCUGUUUCUCCGCGUGGAGAGCGGGUUUCCCGACUUCCGCCUUGGUUGGAG
Molecule: messenger RNA, 1662 nt
Organism: Mesorhabditis spiculigera
Lineage: Eukaryota; Metazoa; Nematoda; Chromadorea; Rhabditida; Rhabditidae
Source: the annotation of a GenBank genome assembly